AUGGCGGGAAUCGGUUCUCUGCGGCCCACGUCGAACCCUCAAGUCCGCUUCUCCCUCGCUACUCCCUUAAACCCACUGCGCCUCCCGACGAGAUAUCCCGUCCACCACGGAUUCCCCAGGCGCUCCAGGUUCCCAAGUUAGUGUCUUGUUCUUCGGCCGCCUUUCCUCUCCCCCGAUCCUGAUUCCCGACUCCUGUGAAUUAGUCUCCUGUUCUUUGUUCUGAAUGCAGGAAUAUAUGCUUUGACGAGCAACGACAUUAAGGUGGGCAUCAACGUUGAAGUGGACGGGGCUCCAUGGAGGGUUUUAGGUACGAUUUGCUGUUCUUGCUCCAGGGGUUUCUUCUGUUGUCAACGCUGGCAUCCCACAUUUUGAAAAAUGAUAUUCUUAUCGGAGAUAAAAUCAUAUUGAUGAUUUUUGAAAAAUUCCUGGCGUCGUUAUGCAUAAGAGUGCGAUUGCCCUUGUAUUAUUUCGUGUUUAUUUUUUUCUUCGGAAUGCAUUUCUGUGUAACUAACCUGUACAGUCUUAUUGGUCGAGCUCCCGAGCUUUUAUGAAAACUUCUUUUUUCUGAUGCACUUCCACUAGCGUUUCUGACCCAUUUUUACUGCAAAAUCAUGUUUGUUCAUAGCUGUUAUCGUUUCUCGAUAUCAUAUCAACCGGUCUGCCUGUAAUGGGGUAAGGGCUUUCAGGGUUCUAAGAAAGAAAAAAAAUUGACCACGUCGGGAAUUAAAUAUAAUUACCUCUCAAGAAGGAGUGCAGGAGAACGUUUGGUAGCGAAAUUGGUGGAAAAUUUUUUUUUUCUUGUUCAUAUUAAUGCAUGAUAUGUUCUUUCUAGGAAAAAAUAUAACGACAAUCCUCAAUUUAUUUCAUAUCUGUUGAUAUCAUCUGGAUACUGUACCGCAGCUUGUUACUUUAAUAGUCAGCUUUUUUUCACCAUGAGCUCAGUGACUGUAGUAACCCCUAAAUUGGGGAAGUAAGCCUCCAGUCAUGAGUAUUAGUUAUUCGAUGAACUUGUAGAGAGAGGGAUGAACCUCGGUCUACAUUGCGGCUCCUCUGGUUGAGGUUAGUUUCUUGUAUGGCAUAGCUGACUGAAGAACUGUAGAAAUAUUGGCUGUGGGAUUGCCCUAGCAUAGAUUUGAGUGUCUGGUUACCACUCAUCCCCCAUUGGAGCUGCAUCUUCCCUUCCUCCUCCCCCUUUCAAUUCAAUGUGGGUUCGAACCAACUCUUGUGCCUUGUGUAAUACACGCAGUUGAAGAAACGAAGAAUAGAAAAAUUCUUUUUUCGUAAACAUUUUUUCUCCAUUAACUACGACUAUAGUGGGUUUUUGGCAUUACUUUUUUUCUUUUUGUUUGCAUGAAAUAAAAAAAUAAAAAUAAACGACGAUUCCUUUAUUUUCUUGAAGAAAAUUGAUUUGGUCGUUCGUAUUUACCCCGGCUGAAACUAUUUUUUCGUAAAAAGCACAAUUAGCCUCCCCCACCAGACUGCCCACCCAUUUUCGUACUUGGGGCCAUUUGCGUUGGUGUUUGACUACGGAUCUUUUGGACACAGGUUGGCAAAACAGUUCCCAGUUCUCCAAUAGUUUGGCAAGUUUGACUUUUUAAUUCCCAUGAAGCGCACGAUGCGUUCAGAUAAGUAAAAAAGGAAACUUUUGGAGAAGCAGAGACAAGUACAAUAACCCACAAGAACUGGCCUUGAUCUUUUGAAAACAUUAAUGUUUUCCACCAAGUUAGGUAUCCUAUUUAAGUGGAGCCAUGAUGGUCAUUUGUUAACUCAAUCACAUCAGUGGAUAGAAAGGGCGGCGUACAGCUGGGCACUGUGGUUCAAGUCAGCUAAUGGUUGAGUAUUUAUUUAAUAUCUCUCCAGCGACUGGGUGGGCUGCGGCUGCUUAUCCAAGUUCAGUAAUCCCCAGAGGAAUAGGAGCUGGAAGCAAAUGGGAUCUUGUGAAUGAUAGUGUUUUCGAUGUAAUCUUAGCCGUCUAUCCAACCAAAGGCCAUUAAGUCGAAGAUGACCAUAAUGAAUGACCGUCGACUUAAUAAGAUGCUGUGUAUCUAUUGAUCUAUAGAUCUAUGAAUAUGCUUGUGGUGGACUACUGCAGAAUUUCUUCACGUGAAACCCGGAAAAGGUGCGGCCUUUGUGAGGACCAAAAUGCGCAACUACAUUACAGGCAACGUUGUGGAGAAGACUUUUCGAGCUGGCGGCACGGUAAUGUCCCAUUUCAGACCGUGGCCCUCUGUGCGGUCUUACAUGGCUAGGAAACUUGGUUUCUGAAAACAGUAAAUCAUCCGAAAAUUAUCAGCCAAUUAAUGAUGAUCUUCCUGAGAAAUUUUCUUUUCUGUUUCUAGCAUAUUCACCAUUCCAAAAUAAAUAAAUAUAUAUAAAAAUAUACAUUUAUUCCUUUUUUUUCUCCGCGUUUAAAAUCCAUUAUUACCCUUUUUCCCAGUUAAGCGAGGCAAAUGUGUCCAAAGAGACUAAGCAAUUCACCUACAAGGAUGGUUCUCAGUUCGUCUUCAUGGAUCUGGUAUCACUCUCACUUUCUUCUAUGCUCGUCCCCUUUAGGAAGCCGUCAUGGGAGCAGGGGUGCGCUCUUCAUGAGCUUUUUUACGUUGGAGUUCAGAGAAGCUUACGCAUCGCUCCCCUGCAGUCUUCCUACGAAGAGAUCCGUCUGAAUGAGAAGGAUGUCGGGGACAAGGUGAAGUGGCUGAAAGAGGGCAUGGACUGCAUUCUUCUCUCUUGGAACGGGCGGGUAUGAUGCCCUCGUCACUCUGCAAUCCAGCUGCAACCUUCCCCGUCGCUAAAGCUACCCUAACAUCCCCUCUGGUGCAGGUCAUCGACUUCGAGCUCCCCAUCACGGUCAAACUGAAGGUCGUCGACGUGGACCCUGGCCUGCGAGGGGACACCGCUCAAGGUAAUGCCGAUUUCAUCCUACACUGAAUAUAAUGGCGUAAGGUGAAGCUACAGUCUCCGCACGGAGAGCGACCGGGAGGAACUGGUCCGAGUGGGUUUUCUUCCGAAGAUUAUGACUAACCUAAUUUUGUCUCCAACUUUGCAGGAGGGUCGAAGCCGGCAACGCUGGACACGGGGGCAGUCGUGAAUGUCCCUCUGUUUGUGAACACCGGAGACGAGAUACUGGUCGACACGAGAACCGGGCAGUACAUGAGCCGAGCGUAG
Spirodela intermedia is the source of this 3165-nucleotide messenger RNA. The record is from the annotation of a GenBank genome assembly. NCBI's taxonomy places the organism in Eukaryota, Viridiplantae, Streptophyta, Magnoliopsida, Alismatales, Araceae.